AAUGAUUCUAAUUGAACCCUAUAAACAUAAUAGAAAUUUUGUAUUAUUUCAUAACCUAAACCCUAAACCUUGAUAGUCUCACUCCCACAGUUCCAACUCGCCGCCCACCACAUCGCCGCCGCCCGCCGCUUAAGUCAGUGAUCGUACUUUAUGGCUUCAUCAUGGUCACAAUGAUUGGAUUUCACAAAGGCCUUACCUCAACUAAUGUGCGCCGCUCAACACUCCAUUUUCACCGUCUUCAAUUUUACCACCAUUGACCAAGGAAAACAUGAGCACCCGUUCCCGUAAGACGAGAAAGAAAAAGAGUGGUACUGAAAUGGAAAAUGUAGUUGAAGAAGACAUGUUCUACAGUAAGCUAUCUGAACCACAUCUUAUAAGUCAUAUUCUGUCUUUUCUGCCAACAAGAGAUGCAGUUAGGACCUCUGUUUUGUCAAAGAAAUGGUUAGAUAACUGGACAUUCAUCACCAAGUUAGACUUCGAUGAUGGUCUCUACCACGACUCCUAUGGUCUUCGAAUCUGCACUCACUGCAAAUCUAGGGUUCACCAUGAUUUCUAUGUCUCAAAUAAGGUGGGCUCUGAUGAUUUGACUUUGUGUGGGAGUUGUUCUAAUUCAGAAGAUGCACUUUACAAUGGUGGAAACAGUUUGAGCUUUUCAGAUUUAACGAAAGUGAAGGCUAUUGGCGUGACUUAUAAGCAGAGCUUUGUAAAAUUUGUGUACCAUGCACUUCUUUUUACUAAGAAUAAUAAUAGUUCAAUUUCAAGCAUGUUGGAAAGGUUUUCUUUGGUGAUCAAUAACCAUUAUGAUGUCGAUCAUCUCAAUAUAUGGAUCUCUUGCAUCUUGAACAGGAGAGUGAAAAAUCUAAAGAUCCAUUCAUCUGUUCAUAACCUACCAUUUUCUGCUAGUACAUCCAAAUCUCUUUUAAAUUCCACACAGCUGGAAGAAUUGGAAUUGGUGCUUAGUAGUUUCACCACCAUUAAUGUACCUUCCAACUCCGUUCAUUUUGGUCACCUAAAACAUCUCAAGUUGUCUGGUAUCGAUUUUACCAUUGAUCAUUCCUGUGAUUAUCUUACACUUAGAUUACCAGUUCUCAAAAAGUUUGAGAUCAGUAACUGCGAAUGGUCAAGUAGAAAGGAUGUUUUCGUAGAUGCUUCUCUACUUGAAAAUAUUUCUAUACAACAAGACCUUAGUGAGCUACAAGGCAAAUCCAUCAAAUUUAAUGCUUUGUAUCUCAAAGAAUUCAAUUAUUGUGGUUAUGGUAUAUCACAACAAAUUAACCUGUCAGGUUGCAGUUUUAUGCCUUAUGCUUCUGUUAAGAUCAUCCUAAAACAGUGUGAGAACAACAUUUCAGAGACAAGAUGUUUCUAUUUUCAACUUUUCCAACAUUUCCAUCAAAUGAAGUGUAUCAAAUUGGAAGGGUUGGAGUUCCUUACACAAACAAAAGAAGAUGUUUAUCCUGUAUCUGCUCUACCUGUAUUUGCAAAUUUGAGUCAUAUGGAGCUUGGUGUAGUUACUAUUGAAGUUAUUUUCAGCCUACUUCAAAACUCACCGGUUCUCAAGACACUAGUUCUAGCUCUCAAGGAAACACCAAAAUUUGCCAAAGAGCUUCUGAAUUUUGCUGUUGUGCCCGAUUGUUUGACAUCUGCUCUCCAGAUUGUGAACUUCGAAAAGGUUAAAGGCGAUGAGCAAGAGCUAUUUUUAGCUGAAUUUCUUUUGAAAAAUGGCAAGAUGUUGGAGAGGAUGAGUUUCUCCCUCAGUAAUCAAAAGCUGGCAAAAGCUAAGGCUAUGAAAGAAUUUAAGGAGAAACUUCACUCGUUUAAGAAAGGUCAUUCUUUUGGUUAUUUAGAAUUUUCAUGUGAUUCGGUUACAUAAGGUAGUGGUACAUGUCCACGAUCUUCUGAUGGUUCUUUUGAGGAUUCUUCUUCUUCUUCUGAGGAUUCUUCUGAUGAUUCUUCUGAGGAUUCUUCUGAUGAUGAUGAUGAUUUUUCUGAUGAUGAUUGACCAAGAAAAAUCUUUGGGGUUUGGGGGUCCGGUAUUAUUAGCUGUGCUAAAACCGGAACCUCCUCUUCUUCUUCUUAGUAUUUAUAUAGAAAUGUUAACUCUGAAUAUUUUAUUAUCAAUCACAAUUAUUAUAAAUUUAUGAGCUAAUAAAUAAAAUGGUUUCAAAAUCACUCAUCAAAAUUUAAGAUAGUAUAUGAUCCGAGGUGAGACGAAGCACAUUCAAGAACUGAAAUUGGACAUUACCAUUCUUUGCUAAUAUUGUAAGCACGUCCACAAAAUUCGUUAAUGAUGCCACAAGAAUUUCUGCACUGCUUCUAUUACUUCAAAGUGCCUAAAUGAAACCAAUUCAAAGGGAGAGAAAAAGUUAAUCAGCUAAGACUAUACAUCUAAAAUGCAGGUUAACCUUCUAACUGUGAAUGACAGCUGUCAAUUCCCUACAGCUGGCAUGUCAGGUGUCAUAACUAACUCUUGUAAGAGUUCUAUCUACGGUAAUUACUCCGCGCUCACUAUUAUAUGUGAUGAUUACAUGUUUAACUGAACUAAUCUAGUUACAUAAGAGUAUGAUACUUCCUUUAAGAAUACUGAUAUGUGUCUACCAUCUUAUAGGUAAUCACUACUCUUAUAUCACAUUUAAAAUGCCACAUUCAUAUACCUUUCUAGUUGUUUAAGCAGUCCUAAUUUAAAUGAGCACAAAUUUGUUAUCAGGAUGUGAAUCAGGGGAUUGGAUAAAUUUAAUUAGCUUAGCACCCUAGAUAAAUUUAGUGUUAAUAAAGCUUGAAUUUGAAUAGUGUAAAAAAAGAAAAACCAAAAGCAAGAAUGAAACAUAACAACGUUAGCCACAAUUAUAGGAGUGGUAAUGUUUAAUGCGUAAUUUAAGCAUGGUUACAACCGUAGUUAAAUUAUUUUUCUUAAAUCAUUUUCCAUAAGCCACUCUAAAAAUUACCGUGGUAAAUUUUAUUAACCACGGUCUAUGCCACUUUUAACUACGGUUCGGACCGUGGCUAAAUGGGGCUUUUUUUAGUGUAUAUUAAUUUCUUGAAAAAUGCAUAAAAACCUAUACAAUAGCUAUAUGGGUAAAGUUUCGUACUGGUGAUAUUAUAAAUUAAUCUAAAAAAACAAUAAUAUAGAUGAAGAGAAACAAAAUAGUAUGUUAUUCACCAAUAUAAUUAAGUUACCUUUUUUUUUUUUUAACAUUAAAACUUUAUUAGCAAACCUCAAUCCAUGGUAAGAUAUACCAAGGGAGGAAAAGAAGAUAUACCACAAAGGCUAGAAACUACCACAUAAAGUUACCUUACAAUAAUACAUAUAUAGUAUACAUCAUCAUCCACUAAUAAUAUUUAUAACAAGUGCAAAAUAAAUCAUAAAAAAACAACUGGGUAGAUAUUAUUUUAUUUUUUGACGUAACGUUUACUGCAUCUUUGGAAAUCGCAUUAUAUCACAGCCA
Molecule: messenger RNA, 3443 nt
Organism: Trifolium pratense (red clover)
Lineage: Eukaryota; Viridiplantae; Streptophyta; Magnoliopsida; Fabales; Fabaceae
Product: F-box/FBD/LRR-repeat protein At3g14710-like
Exons: 5
Coding region: 269-1870 (533 amino acids)
Molecular function (GO): protein binding
Source: RefSeq, a predicted model, not a curated record